Molecule: messenger RNA, 837 nt
Organism: Naumovozyma dairenensis CBS 421
Lineage: Eukaryota; Fungi; Ascomycota; Saccharomycetes; Saccharomycetales; Saccharomycetaceae
Gene: DCI1
Product: putative dodecenoyl-CoA isomerase DCI1
Exons: 1
Coding region: 1-837 (278 amino acids)
Biological process (GO): fatty acid beta-oxidation
Cellular component (GO): peroxisomal matrix
Source: RefSeq, a predicted model, not a curated record
AUGGAAGAGAAAAGAGUUAUUUAUAGGAUUGAAGGUCCAGUUUUUAUCAUCACGUUGAACGAUCCAAGACAUUUAAAUUCAUUGACAUUCGAUGAUUUCGUAGAAAUUGCUCUUCUAUUAGAAAAGGCAGAUAAUGACCCCAAAAUAUUCAUUACUGCGUUACAAAGUACUGCUGAUUUCUUUUCUUCUGGUGGAAAAUUUAGUACUGUUUUAGAUUCAAGGCCAGCAAAUGAUAACGAAAUCAAUGGAGCAUCAAAAGUUUCUCAGAUGAUUGGUGUAAUCUCUUCACCCAACGUUUUUGUUGCGGACACCUUCAGGAAACAUAGAAAAUUGUUAGUUUGUUGUUUGAAUGGUCCAGCUGUUGGCCUCAGUGCCUGUUUGGUUAUGUUAUGUGAUAUAGUUUAUUGCAAGAAUGAUUCUGUUUAUUUACUUUUCCCUUUCACAAAUUUAGGUUUCAGUGCCGAAGUGGGGAGUUCAGUCACAUUAGCGAAAAAAAUUGGAAUAAAUAAAACGAACGAACAUUUAAUUUUCAGUAAACCUUUAACAUAUGAGGAUUUAAAGGGGAAAGUUCUUAAUUAUAACUACGUAAUGAAGGAUACUGAUGAAUUUAACAAAAAAGUAGUUCUUGAUUUACAGAAAAAGUUGAAAGGUACGAAUAUUUCAUUAAAUAAUUUGAAAGCGAUGAAAACUCAAAUUCGGGACAAUUCUGGAUAUGGAACCAGCCUUCUUCAAUCACAAGCUUUAGAAACCAUGGCAACAUUCCCAUUUUGGAUGGAAGGUGAACCUUUUAAAAGGUUCCAACAAAUGCAAAAGAAGGAAAGAAAACAUAAACUAUAA